UGGUGAAAUAGCAAAGAAGAUGAACCAUUAUGCCAUCUUUUACACCAACUCAAAGGACUACUAGUAAAUAUGUGCCUCUUCAAGACCCCCGGAAUUUCAUAUACAUAAUAACACACUGUUCUAUUCAAGAGGAACUGGCAAAAAUAAGAAAAGUUGAACACCAAAAUUGGGUUGCUGUAAGAUCACAAUGAGCAGCAGUGGGUAUAAAAAUAUGUCCAAGACUCAGAGAGAGGAUAAGAUAUUAGAGAUAGCUAAAGUGGUUGGUAUAGUUGUUGGUGCAGUGGCUGGAAUUGCUGUUGUGGGGUGGGGUGUUUCUAAGCUUUUCUCAGGCUCUGGACCUUCUUCCACUAUCAAAAAAAUGAUGGAAGCUCCGGGAAGAGACUGCUACAUUUACAUGGAAGACUUCGAGCAAGACCCUUCUGGGUAUUUCCGCAGCCUUCGCGAUUAGGAAAGACGAUAUUAUUCAUCUUGCAAUUCUGCUUUGUGAUCUAAGCAGUGUUCCUUUUUUUUUUUGAUUUUCUGUUCAUGUCCAGUUAUUUUGCAAUGCUAAAUUAUAGAGAUUAUCAGAAUGAAACUAAAUGAAUAGGUAUGGUGCUACGUGGCUCUGGUGGUG
Molecule: messenger RNA, 613 nt
Organism: Ilex paraguariensis (yerba mate)
Lineage: Eukaryota; Viridiplantae; Streptophyta; Magnoliopsida; Aquifoliales; Aquifoliaceae
Source: the annotation of a GenBank genome assembly